AAGGAUAAGAAAAUUAGCCGCGAGUGGCGUCAGAGAUGGCUAGCAUGACGGUGUUGCAUUCCGUUUCCGUAACGGGGCCGUGGAGGCCACUGCUAAUAAACAGGAAUUUCCGUUCUGUCAAAAUGUUGAGGUGCUUCGGAACUUCGGCGGCAAAGAGACUGAGCUCUGUGGUUAGGGUUCGAGACUUUCACUUCUGGAAACGGACUCCGAAGCUGAAUUACUCUAACAACGAAACGUCGUCGUCUUCAUCCGAGGAGGAUGACCUCGAGCAAGGCCCGCCCCAGGAAGCCGUUCUCAAAGCAAUUUCAGAGGUAUCGAAGACAGAAGGAAGAGUUGGAGGAACCAGAAAUGUGGUUAUUGGUGGUACAGUAGCCGAUGAUUCGACUAAUGAAUGGCUUGCUUUGGAUCAGAAGGUCAACUCAUACCCUACCAUUAGAGGAUUUACCGCAAUUGGAACCGGAGGUGAUGAUUUUGUGCAAUCUAUGGUUGUUGCUGUGGAAUCUGUGAUACAACAGCCAAUUCCCGAGGGUCGGGUGAAGCGGAAAUUAUCAUCUAGGGGGAAAUACGUAUCUGUUAACAUCGGUCCCAUCCAAGUCGUUUCUAGUGAACAGGUUCAAGCCGUAUAUAAUGCCAUGAAGCGAGACGAUCGGAUGAAAUACUUUUUAUGAUGCGAUAUGAUCUUCAUUCUUGUUUUGAUUUGAAUGUGAUCAUGUAGAGACUUCCUGGUUUCUCUUGGUUGGGUUGGUUGAUGUUAUUUGGAGCAACCAAGAGGAAAGGAAUGUCUCUUUGCUAAGCCAUGUCGAUCUGUUGGUUUAUUGUAUAUGAUAGUUUAUUUAUUAAUCACCAUUGAGGCCUUGACAUAAUGCAAACAAAUUU
Molecule: messenger RNA, 876 nt
Organism: Hibiscus syriacus
Lineage: Eukaryota; Viridiplantae; Streptophyta; Magnoliopsida; Malvales; Malvaceae
Exons: 5
Coding region: 36-668 (210 amino acids)
Source: RefSeq, a predicted model, not a curated record